UGUUUAAGCACCAAGAAAUUUCUCAGGAUUAGAGCUUCCUGUACCACCCUCCCACAAACCCGGCACCCCACUGCCAUUGGUUAGGGUCAAAUACCACAGGCUCUGCAUUCAGAGUAAUUCUGUGCCAUUUGAGAAAGCAAGAGCCAAAGGAGACUGAAGAAUGAAGGUCAUUGCAAAUAUUUUCAUGCACUUUUUUUUCUUUGAUGCUGUUUUGGCUAGUCCUACAAGGAGUCCUGUAACUUAUGACUCUGAAACAUAUGAUGUUGGCUUGGAAGAUCUGGAUAGCCUAUAUGACUAUGAUGAAAAUCUGUCUGUUGAUCAGGCACAGGUAGAGAUUGGAACAGUAGUACCAUCUGUAACUCAAGAGAUUUAUUUACCUUCUCCACUGCCGGAAGAACCCGAAGAAGAAGCAUCCACACCUAAGCUUAUUGAUGGCUCUUCACCUCAUGGACCAGGAGUUCUUGGUCCCCAUACACAUGAAGGUCUCCCAACUUGUCUUCUGUGUAUGUGCCUAAGUACUUCUGUCUACUGUGAUGAUCGUGAACUCGAAGAUCUUCCCCCCUUGCCGAAGGAAACCACACAUUUCUACUCUCGCUAUAACAGAAUCAAAAGGGUCAACAGGGAUGACUUUGCUAACCUAAGCAACUUAAAAAGGAUUGACUUGACUUCAAAUUUUAUAUCUGAAAUUGAUGAAGAUGCCUUCAGGAAUCUACCACAACUUCAGGAACUGAUACUUCGAGAUAACAAGAUAAGGCAGCUUCCAGAAUUACCACCAACCUUGAUAUUCAUUGAUAUUAGUAACAACAGGCUUGGUCGCAAAGGAAUCAAACAAGAAGCAUUUAAAGAUAUGUUUGACUUGCACCAUCUUUACAUCACUGAUAACAACUUGGAUCAUAUCCCACUUCCACUCCCUGAAAGCCUCCAGUCUCUUCAUCUGCAGAACAACAAUAUACAAGAAAUGCAUGAAGAUACUUUCUGCAAAAUGAAAGAUUAUUCUUACAUCCGCAAAUCUCUUGAAGACAUCAGGCUAGAUGGCAAUCCCAUUAAUCUGAGCAAAACCCCUCAUGCGUACAUGUGUCUACCCCGUCUGCCUGUUGGGAGCCUUUUUUAGGCUUAAGCCAUAACGAAAAUGUAAUGUAAGAUAAAUUUUUUUGCAAGUAUGCUUUCUAAAGCAAACUGCUUUAAAAGCUUGUAACAGUAUGAUAUGGUUGUAUUGAUGUAAAAUAAUAAGUAAACAGUUGCAGUCAGUAACACACAGUGCUGAAUACUAAAUCAUUCUCUAUUAAAGUAUACCAUACUUCCAUAUUGUAACCAGUGCAUUGUAACCAGUGCAGAAUAGCUGACAUGAUAACUAUGAUAAGUAUUAGAGAAACUGUAUUAGAGAAACUGAAUAUUAAUGAUACUUGGUUCAUAAUUUUAUCCACGUUAAAAUUAUAAUAGUAAAGCUAUAAGAAUUGUAUAUAAAUAGAAAAUGACCCAUGCUACCUUGUUUUUAAUCAUAUUCUAUAUGUAAAGCUUUUCCAUAAUUUUUUUCAUAAAAAUGUAACAAAAGUCCUGUCUGGAUUAAACCAAAGCUCCAUAUAGGCCAGUGUCCUACUUGUUAUAGAGGGCAGCUAGAUGCCAGAUCAGGUUAUUUUACUAAAACAUUAAUAUUAAAAAUAAAUAUACUCUCUUGUAUAUACUCUCUUGCUUUGUACUAGAGAGGAAACAUGGAAAGUGUCCUUAUACUGUGUAAGUAAAAAAAAUGUACACCAAGUAUGUGUAUUGUCUUCACAGUAAUUUUGUGCUAGAUAACGGUGAAGAAAUAAAAUUCCCUGCUUCUCUACUAAGCUCACCAAUCAACUCAAAGCAACAGUAGAAGACUUUUGUGAAAAGGUGUGUUUCAGUAGUUCCUGACACUAUGGAAAUAAGUGCAGAGCAAUACCAAGUGUAUUGUAGAAACUGUACAGAAUGUUUCUGUUCAUAUAUUUUAAUACACCAGAGGGGAGAAAACAUUCAAAUAUGAAGCACUGCUUCCUAAGAAACUCUGUCCCCAACAUUCGGUCAGUAUUUACCUUCUACAUAUAUGCUUUCCUCUCUAGCAUCACACUACCUAAUACGUGUCUAUAACAGUUUAGAAGAUACUGUACUGUCCUUAAAACAGAGCAGUGCCUACAGUGGUCAGUUAUCCUGCUUAAAUUAGAAUUGUCCUGUCCUGGCUGUGGCAGACAGAAGGAAUGUAGCAAUUAGUCAGGGUCAGAGCAGAUAGAUGGCUUGGACUUACUGAAGCAACUGACCUUCCCAAAACUCUGAAUGUGGCAGUUUGCUCCCCCUCCUGCUGCCACAAGCUCCCCUUCCUCCCUGCUCCCCAAAACCAGAAUUGAGCUGAAAUGGACAGAGCAGCGACAGGCUGCACAUAGGCUUAGUCCCUGAUUGCUUGGGGAAAGCUCUGGAGAGGAGAGACUUAAGACAGCUGCAGGGAGGUUGGGACUUUUUCUUGGCAACUGAUUCAUGGCGUAAAACUACCAGGGAUGAGCUGCUGUGCUCAUUAGGCCUGACACUCAGUCAAGUCUGUGAAGGUUGUGUUUUUGCUAAUAAAGUGUCAACUCCAACUUUGAAUGGUGUGAUUUAUUGCAGACUUGCUCUUUGACUG
Molecule: messenger RNA, 2632 nt
Organism: Lacerta agilis (Sand lizard)
Lineage: Eukaryota; Metazoa; Chordata; Lepidosauria; Squamata; Lacertidae
Gene: EPYC
Product: epiphycan
Exons: 7
Coding region: 161-1111 (316 amino acids)
Molecular function (GO): protein binding
Source: RefSeq, a predicted model, not a curated record